AGACGCCAGCAAACGAUGAAAGGGUCACCAUUCGUCACCAUUCUGAAUCUUCACCUGAAGAAUGGAGAACCUCCAUGUUGUACAUCUUCAGCUUCAAGAAAUGCCACCAUGCUCAUGUACAUGCUCAUAGGUUCUGAAUUGAUGAUAGAUACUGUUUGACGAUUGCCUCGCAUGCUGCGGAAGGCGCCGGAUCCCCUCAAGACUGUCUUUUUUUUUCAGGUUAGUUUUUGUGUCGGACAGAAGGUUGGCACUAAUCAAGAAAUUUCUUAUGUAUGAAGAUGUUGGCUAGGCAAGUGGCACCACUGAUCUAAUAGUCCUUGUCUUAGUGUAGUUAGUAGCUUUCGCUCGGCGGUAGAGUUACAGUUUCGCUACUUUCUUAAUCUGAACAAGAAGCUGAACCAUAUCUGUGAACUACAAAGUAAGACAAGACAAGAUGAACGACGUUGAUCGUGGCUUGUUCGGGGGUAAAGACCCGGAUGAGAUGGAGAUCCGGCAUCCCUUUGCGGCUCCCCAUGAAGAUGACGGUUUUGCGGCGCCCUUACCCAUUCCUGUCGGAAAGGCGGCAGCUCCGCCCCCGAAAGCAGAGGCAACCACGAAGAGCACAGUCGACCCUCCCAACAGUGGAGACCAAUCCAGGCCAGAGUUAAGGACGGUGGAAGCUCAAGUUAGUUUGUUCUUUUCAUCCUCUUCGUUAGGGUUAGCGUUCGCUGAUAUAAGUAAGAGUUUUGGUAUUCUCAUUCUCUGGUGGUGGUGCGUUGUAUCUAGAACUGUAUCUUUAUCUUGUCUUUCAAUGUUGGUCUCUAGUAGCUAUCCUAUUCCUACUCAGAGUCAGAACAAAACAACUAACACCAAGAAUGAACCACCAUGCAUAUGAUAUGCUUAUGGUCAUUCCUUGUUUUUCUCUAAGUUUAAGCGGUGAUCCCUCGGGGAAAACGACUCAGAAAGCAGCAACGGAUGGAUGGCAUUUGGAGCAGGCUCCCGACAGUGAAUUCCGUCACGAGCAUCAGGGAAAUGAGUUGGACGAGGCCAAAAAAAUGCAAGAGAAUUUCGAGAAGAUGCAAGAAUCCAUGAAGUCCCACUUCGGAAACGUGAUCUAUCACGAAGAUGGUCGCAUCGAGAACAACCAGCAGGUGCGUUACGACCCUACCGGUGCCGCGAUCAACCCAGCCUUUGCCGCAAAAGCAAACAUGACACCGAAUUUAUGUCCUUUACUACUCAAAAUACAUAGCAAUACUUAUGUGUCCGUGUCGCACUUCUAGAAGAAAGUGCCUCUGCGUUUAUGUCGCACGGCACCAGAAGUAGAAAGUCCUUUUCUAUGUUCUUCGUUGUGAUCCUUGAAGAUUUUUCAUUUCGAAACUCAAUUUUCUUCAUAAUCAUAUCCCUGUCAUUAGUAGGUCGUCGUCGUCCUUUCCACUUGCUUCUCUUCUAACCGUGAUGUUUGCGAUCAAUACGUUGCAACUUGGUGCACCGCUGCCACCGGGAAUGAUUAUGGGGAAUGAUGGGGGUCUUUUGGACGGCGCCGACGGUGGCGUUUUUGGGACGCCUGCUGCACCACCGAUGGGACUAAAGCCGGCUUCUGCUCUCUACGCGGAUAACCGCUCUGCGAUAGCUCCGCCGAAUCGUGUCUUGGUUAAGGCUUCUUUGAAUGACGUACUCGAAAUCUUAGAAUAAGCAAGUAAAAUCAAGGAUAGUUCUACCUCAGUAGGUGUCUUACUCCCCGUUACUAGGGUGUGUUACGCUUAACCCGCUCUAAAAAUGUAGACACACAGAUGUUUAUGUCGCACACGGAAUGGAACCGAAUGUCUCAACAAAAAGGAAAAGGAAAGAAGAAAGGACCCGGAGGCGAUCCUGAUGCUCGCGUCUGGAUUGGAGGCCUGCCGGAUGAUAUCACGGAGGACCGCAUGCGUGCAAAAUUCGGCCACUUUGGCAUGCUCGUAGAUAUCGAUAUCAAGUACCAGCCUAUCGAAAAGGUAACAUUUUUUAUAUUUGUGUUUCAUCUCGCCAUGAUGUUCUCCUUCUCUCCGCUUCAAUGCUCUUUAUUUGCCUGUGCACUAAAAUCAAGACUUCAAGUUCAAUUUGUUCAUAUUCUUCCACUUCUCUUUCUCUGCCAGGGUGGCGGUCCGCCUUUCGCAUUCUUGCAGUACGAAACGUUUGCUGAAGCUCAAAAAGUGAUCGAAGAAAUGGAUCAACUUCGCGUUUUUGAAGAAAAAAACAGAAUCAAGGUACUAUGCAUAACCAGUUUAAUGCUUUAUCUUUUGAGAUCGAAAACAAUUAUAACGAUAGCUUGUCAUACAUCUUGUCAUCCAGUACUACAACAUCUUGUCAUCAUGCAGUACAACAGGUUUGCGGAUGUUCCGCUGCAGCCAAGGCAGCAGCACGCCAGCGUACUUUGGAGCGUACUGCAUGGGAAGCGAAGGAGCGCGCCUUGGAAAAAGGGCUAGGCCAACUGGAAGGCGAGGACGGCAAGGUCAUCGAGGGAGACGAUCUUCUAGUUAAGGCUCAGCACAUCAACUACAAUUCUUCAUUUCCUUAACUACAAUUCCUAUUCCUUAUUUCUCAAUUCCUUAGAAACUACAAUGAAUUCCUUAUUUCAUCUCUAGAAGAAGUCGGUCAUCUGCUCUACAACUACAAUUCCUUAUUUCUCUACAAGAAGUCUGUCAUCUGCUCUACAACAGAAUCAUAGUUCUCAACUACUUACAAUUAAUCACUUCUCUACCAGUACUUGUCAAGUCUGUCAUCUGUCAUUCUCAUUUCUCACUGUUUGCAGCUUAGGAUUCAUUAGGAGAAUUAUGCACUUGCAUGCAAGAAAUUAUUUGCUUUGCGCUCUAAUCUGGACUUCAAAGGUGGCAAAAAAGGCGACGGCAAGGGGAAGGGCAAGGGCAAAGCUCCUAGGAAAGGGGAUGGAACCUUUUGCUCCGGAGCGGACGGCAAGAAGACGGCGGCUGAUCUCGAGGCAGAACGUGUUGCUGCGCGAUGGAAGCUGUUGUGGGAGAAGGAAAAGAAACAAAAGGAGGAAGAAGAGGCGUUUAAUUAAGGCUCAUAAUAUUAAUGAUUAGAAACAAAAGGAGGAAGAAGAGGCGUUUAUUUAACUAAGGCUCCUCAUCAUGGAUCUUCUUUGGUCUCUCACUUAAUUACAAAAAAGGAAAGAGAUGAGGAAACAAAUUCCUCAAAAGUGACCUCUUGCCAGGCACAUCAGCCAACCAGUCAUCUCUAUCUCUUGUUGUCCACAGAUAAUUUGUUCUCUCAGUUGUUUCCUUCUUGGAUUCUAAGGAUAUGACUCACGCUCACGUUAGGCUUAGAAGAAGAUCAUGAACUAUUCUUGUAAGCUGCUCUAAUUUACGCGAAAGGAAAGGCGAAGAGCCAUGGGUCUGCCGUCCACGACCCCGCCGCGCCGCCCCCGCAGUCCGAGGCGCAGCCGCUCCCGUGGACGUCGCGAUGACCGCAGAGACUUAAGACUCUCAUUAAUUCAUCUUCCAAGUGCAUCCUUGAAAAGUAUGGGGAAGGACCGCAGGAGAAUACUCUCCCAUGCUCUUCAAGAUUGCAUGUCAAGGAUGAAGACCGGACAGCCCUAAGAGACGAUCGUGGUGGCCGCCGCGACUAUAACGACCGCGACCGUCGUUAUGACGACCGCCGUGAAGACCGAGGGGAGCGCGGUGACCGAGACCGUCGUGACCGAGGUGGUGGCGAACGUGACCGAGGGGGUGGCGAUGAUCACCGUGGUGACCGUGAUCGCCGAGACGUAAAUCGUGAUGAUGAUCAACACCGAAGAGACCGCGAUCGCGAAGGAGCAAGAGGACACCGGGACCGGGAUCAUGAGGGAGGAGGUGAACAGCGUGGUGGUCGAGACAGGAAUCGUGAUCAAGAUGGCGGAGGUGGAGACCGGGAACGCACACGCGAUCGAGGAGAUCAAGAUGAUAGAGGCCAUCAUGAUGACAGAGUCGUGCUCAAGGAGAACCGUAGGGGCGACGAUGAUAACCGUGGCGACCGAGGACGGGACCGGGAGCGUCGCAGAGGCGGCGAGGAGAUGGAAUAA
Amoebophrya sp. A25 is the source of this 4033-nucleotide messenger RNA. NCBI's taxonomy places the organism in Eukaryota, Dinophyceae, Syndiniales, Amoebophryaceae. The record is from the annotation of a GenBank genome assembly.